Oxyura jamaicensis (ruddy duck) is the source of this 1345-nucleotide messenger RNA. RefSeq names its product KAT8 regulatory NSL complex subunit 2 (gene KANSL2). The transcript has 9 exons. Gene Ontology annotation, cellular component: NSL complex. Bases 68 to 1345 code for a protein of 425 amino acids. The record is from RefSeq and is a predicted model, not a curated record. Lineage: Eukaryota; Metazoa; Chordata; Aves; Anseriformes; Anatidae.
AGGGCUGGGGGGGGGCGGGCCGUGCGGGCAGGCGGCGGAGAGGCCGCGGCAGCAGCGAGCUGUUGGCAUGAACAGAAUUCGGAUCCACGUCUUGCCGUCCAGCCGAGGCCGCCUCACGCCCGUGCCGCGGCCCCAGGAGCCUCUGGCAUGUGCCUUCACCCACCGGCAGUGCUCGCAGCCGCGCCUGGAGGGCCAGGAGUUCUGCAUCAAGCACAUCCUGGAGGACAGGAGCGCCCCUUUCAAGCAGUGCAGCUACGUCUCAGCCAAGAACGGGAAGCGGUGCCCGAACGCCGCGCCCAAACCGGAGAAGAAGGAUGGCGUGUCGUUCUGCGCGGAGCACGCCCGUCGGAACACGCUGGCGCUCCAGGCUCAGAUGAAGAAGUCCAACCCCGGACCCGCGAGCGAGACGCUCCUCUGCCAGCUCAGCUCUUACGCCAAAACGGAGCUGGGCUCCCAGACCGCCGAGAGCAGCCGCAGCGAAGCCAGCCGCAUCCUGGAUGAGGACAGCUGGAGCGAUGGCGAGCAGGAUCCUAUCACCGUGGACCAGACGUGGCGAGGGGACCCGGACAGCGAGGCUGACAGCAUCGAUAGCGACCAGGAGGAUCCCUUGAAGCACGCUGGCGUGUACACAGCCGAGGAGGUGGCGCUGAUCAUGCGAGAGAAGCUGAUCCGCCUGCAGUCCCUCUACAUCGACCAGUUCAAGCGGCUCCAGCACCUGCUGAAGGAGAAAAAGCGACGAUACCUGCACAGCCGCAAGGGCGAGCACGAAGCCAUAGGCGGCAGCCUCCUGACGGGCCCCGAGGGGCUCAUGGCCAAGGAGCGCGAGAACCUGAAGCGCCUCAAGUGCCUGCGGCGCUACCGGCAGCGCUACGGCGUGGAGGCCCUGCUGCACCGGCAGCUGAAGGAGCGCAGGAUGCUGGCAACCGACAGCGCUGCCCAGCAGGCGCACACCACCCGCUCCAGCCAGAGGUGCCUGGCCUUUGUGGAUGAUGUCCGAUGCUCCAACCCGUCUCUCCCGAUGACCAGGCACUGCCUUACUCACAUCUGCCAGGACGCUAACCAGACCCUGUUCAAGCCGUGCCAAGGCUCGGAGGAGGUGCCGUGCAACAAGCCCGUUCCUGCGAGCCUCUCCGAGGAGCCCUGCUGCCCGCUCCACCUCCGCCUGCCCCCGCAGAUGUACGUACCCGAGCAGGUGCUCUCUGUCCCCGAGGAGCUGGAAGCGGCCCCCACUGACCUGUACCUGAGCGCUGCCGAGCUCCAGCCGACGGAGAGCUUGCCCCUGGAGUUCAGCGACGUAAGUCGGGGCAGUUGGGCAGCGCGCUCCAGGACUACGCGGCCAGGCUGA